UGUGUUCGCUACACAUACAGUACAUGUGCGUGCGGAUGUGGAGGUGCUAUGCUGAGGGUGUCGGGUGUCGCACCAGCUCCGUCGGGCCACGAGUGGCGUUUCCAGUGUUCUGUAGGGGUGGACUGUAGCGACGCCGAGCCUCGCUGUAUCUGGCUGGCAGUUUUAAGGGGUGUUUCACCUCAUUCCUCACCCUGGCCGACCCCCAUCACAUCACCAAGAAGACGAGGCUCCCGGAGGCUCAUACAGCGCCAUCGCAUGUGCUGGGCUAAAGGGCGGAGAGAUGGCAUGGUGUCGUCCAAUGAGAACAGGCGUCGGCCGCUGUCGUCGGGUGAGGUGGAAGGCGUGUCGUGGCAGGGACCACGGACCAUUUUCCUCCAGAAGAACUCGCAGGGAUUCGGCUUCACUCUGCGACACUUCAUCGUCUAUCCGCCGGAGUCCUCCAUCCACAGCCUCAAGGAUGAAGAAAACGGAAAUGCAACUGGAAAAGGUUGUCAGCGCUCUCGUUUGGAGCCGAUGGACACUAUCUUUGUGAAGAGUGUCAAAGAAAAUGGCCCUGCCCAGCAGGCUGGACUGUGCACAGGGGACAGGCUGGUUAAAGUAAACGGGGAGAGCAUUCUGGGGAAAACCUACUCUCAGGUGAUCGCACUCAUCCAAAACAGUGAAAACAUUCUGGAGCUCUGCAUUAUGCCAAAAGAUGAGGAUGUGUUGCAGUUGGUAAGUGCGUACUCCCAGGAUGCCUACCUGAAAGGCAAUGAGCCAUAUUCAGGUGGAGCCCAGAACCUCCCUGAGCCACCGCCUCCUCUCUGUUACCCUCCCACCAAGCCCAGCUCCACGGCCACACAGUCCAGCCACAACCUCCACAGUCCCCUGGACAACUGGCAGUGCCGACCCGGCCACACCACCUCGCCACUGGACAACCGCCCCCCUGCUGCUUCUACCCCCACCUCCGGCUGGUCCGGGGGUCCCGAGGAGGCCAGUAGUCACUUUGCCCCACCAGGGCGGCAUCGUGGUCGCUCCUCAUCAACAGUCAGUGCGCUGGACUUUCACUUUGCUAACCACAAUGCUGCCAUCGCCUCUGCAACUCUGCCUCCACCACGAAAGAGCAACAUGCCGGCCUCUGCCCGCGCGCACACUGAUGCCCUCUGCCACCAGGCUUUGUCGGACUGGUACUACAGCCAGGCUGAGGCAGCCGAGCGCAUGUCCCCCCGCCACCGCAGCAUAUCUCAGGACCGUUUAGCGGAGCUGGGGCUGGGGUUGGCACUCGGCCCUGGACCAACGCCUGCCUCCACAACCUCUGCGGAGCAACGUAGAAGAGAGACCCUCAUGCACCACCACCAUCAGGCAGCAGCAGCCUCCCAUGAUACCUAUUGGCUGGGGGGCUGGGGUGGUAUAUCAGGACCAGGAAGCAGAUCAUGCUCAGAGAGCCUGCUGGCAGCCUAUGCAGAGUACGAGCACAACUACGGGCGUUCUGUGGAAACACUGGCACAAGCUUCUGCACUGGUCACACCACGCGACGAACAGUCUUCACAAGGCUCCCAGAUGACGAAAUUCAGUGAGCAGAAAGAGCAAAAAGCCUCCGGAGGGCAUCAGCAGCAAACCGCAGUAGCACCCCCAGUCACAACCUCCUCCACAGUGCCUCCAAGUGGCAGGCAGUCAGGUCAACAGGUAGCUGAACCCCAGACAAGGCGAGUAAAAGAGGAAGAGUUGGUGGGCUACAAAAGCUACAGUCCUUCUUUCUCCCACAAAGCUGGUCACCUCCUCCAGCAGGCGCACUCUUUCAGAGAGCCCACUUACAGCGGCCCUCACCUCAACUGGAGCUCCGGCAGCAGAAGCAGCCCUGCCGACAGUGAUGGAGGGAUGGUUCCCCGGCCCCAGUCCACCCCAGCCCUGUCUGCAUCAGAGGAAGAGAGAGCCCGGCUCGGGGACGACAGGGAGGUCAUCUCCCCUAUCUCCCUCAAUCAAGAGGUGGUCCUAAGGCAGAAACCGCCUUCCGGACGCUGGACCCCUGUACAGGCACUUCGACAUCACAACUACAACACAACUGUGGAUUCGCCCGAGGCCCCUGGUUUGACACCUUCACCUGGGACUCCCUCCCCUGUCUCUGGAGGACCAGGCCCCAACCGCAGGGCCAAUGGUAGCCUGGCACAGCAUGCAUACGACUCCCUCUCCUCUAUUCCCUUCAUAGAUGAACCCACCAGUCCUAGUACUGACGUACAGGCCUUCUAUGUACCAGCCUGCUCUGUGGUGCCCAGUUCCACUAUGGCCACCCUCACUUCCACCCCUGUCUCCCCCACCCUGUCCUCCAUCUCCCCCUUUGUCCGACUUCGUUCUCAGGACUGCAGCAGUAUCAAAGGUCGUCGCUCGUCUUACCUGCUGGCCAUCACCACCGAGAGAUCCAAGUCCUGUGACGAGGGUCUCAACACCUUCAGGGAAGAAGGCCGUGUCUUCUCCAAACUACCAAAAAGAGUCAAGAGCUUUUUCAUUGAUGGGUCUCUGGAGAGCUUACGAACCCAGGAAGAAGCCCGUUCCAAACGUCACUCAACCUCUGAACUGGGAACCAUCACCUUCAGUGAUGUACGCAAGGAAGGCUGGCUGCACUACAAACAGAUCCUCACAGAGAAGGGAAAGAAAGUCGGUGGCGGCAUGCGGCCAUGGAAACGCGUCUUCUCCGUGCUCCGCUCCCAUUCGCUCUUCCUCUACAAAGACAAGCGGGAGGCCGUCCUUCACGGGGCGGGGGCAGGGACCAGCCAGGAUGAGCAUCCCCCGGUCAGCAUCCGCGGCUGCCUGGUAGACAUCGCCUACAGCGAAACUAAACGUAAGAACACUCUGAGGCUGACCACGCAGGACUUCUGCGAAUACCUGCUGCAGGCUGAGGACAGGGACGACAUGCUGGCCUGGAUCAGGGUCAUCAGGGAGAACAGCAAGAUCGACAAUGAGGAGAUUGGUUUCUCAAGGCAGGCUCUCAUCAACAAGAAGCUGAAUGACUACAGAAAACACAGUCUGACAGGUAAUAAGCCAGAUGUUUCUCCCAGAGGUCACCGCAUGAUGCCUCCUUUCCUAUUGGCUAAAACUGACAACACCUCAGUAAACCGAUCAUCCAGAACUGAUGACAACAAGGCACUGUGGGGCAUCAAUAUCAUGAAGAAGAGCAAGAAGACAGGCAGUCCCAAGGCUUUUGGUGUGCGACUGGAGGACUGUCAGCCAGCUGUCAACAAUAAAUUCGUCCCUCUGAUCGUGGAGAUGUGCUGUGCCGUGGUGGAGGAGACGGGUCUGGAAUACACCGGCAUCUACCGGGUGCCAGGAAACAAUGCCAUGGUGUCCAACCUGCAGGAGCAUCUCAACAAGGGCAUGGACAUCAACACAGCUGAGGAGAGAUGGCAGGACCUGAAUGUAAUCAGCAGCCUGCUCAAAUCGUUCUUCCGGAAACUUCCUGAACCACUGUUUACUGAUGAUAAAUACAAUGAUUUCAUUGAUGCCAACCGGAUAGAAGACGCAGAAGACCGUCUGAAGACCAUGAAGAAACUGAUUCAUGACCUUCCAGACUACUAUCACCACACCCUUAAGUUCCUGGUAGGCCACCUGAGGAAGGUGGCAGACAAUGCUGACAAGAAUAAAAUGGAACCAAGAAACCUGGCUCUGGUGUUUGGUCCCACUCUGGUGAGGACAUCAGAGGACAACAUGACCGACAUGGUCACACACAUGCCUGACCGCUACAAGAUAGUGGAGACACUAAUCCUGCACUAUGACUGGUUCUUCAGUGAAGGAGAGCUGGAUAAUGAAGAGAAGGCCCCAGAUGAUAAGCGGGACAUGCAGCCUGUGCCCAACAUUGACCAUCUGCUGUCCAACAUCGGCAGGCCGGGUAUGCCAGGAGAGGCAUCAGAUUCCACCACCAGCGAUUCUCUUAAGUCAAAGCUUUCUUCAGGCUCCAAGAAAGACCUGAACGCCAGAGACUUCCUGUCCAAGUCCAUCAUCUCUGCUGUGACCCGCAAACGUAAAAAAUCCCCUAGUAACCACCUGCCAGGCAGCAGCGCUGAUGAGGACUCCGAGCAUGAGCCAGUCAAAGCCAGCAACUACGGGGGAGGAGAUGGGGGAGGAGAGGAAGAGGACAGAGGAGAAGAAGAGGCAGUCAAGGAGGAACAUACCAUUCCUAAGAAAGAAAAAAAGAAUAAAAAGGGAAAUGGGAUAAAAGUUCAAGAGACGACGGAGGGAAAGGAAGAUGGAAGGGAAGAAGCUGAAAAGGACAUGGGUAACAGACCAGGCAAUGAUGCCAAGAAUCCUGAAAGGGAGAGCAGAUCAAGAGCUGCACCACAACCUCGUCCAAACAGCUUCCUCUACUCACACCAUCAGACCCACGCCACAUAUGCACGACCCCCACCUGUGACCAUACCUCCUCCACAUCCAAAACCUCACAGUAUGUCAAGAGGACGCCCCAUAGCCCCUUUCUGGAUCUCCCCCACCAAGCUUCCGAACCACUACCAAGCCUCCAGGCUUAACGGGGCCCAGCAGCCGGAUUGGAACCAACCGGCACCGGUCCGUUACAGGAAGAACAGGGGUGGGAGGACUAGGGCUAUGUCCAUGAAUCUGGACGUUGAGCUGGGCAGGAGUGAGGACAGAGCGAGAGGUUGGAGAUCAGAGAGAGUGGAGGUAAUCAAAGUCACUGAGGGAGCAGGUCAGCAUGGAAGUGUUGGGGUUCCUCAGGGAUCAGUUAUAGGUCCCAGUUCGGUUCAACAAAUUGAUCCACUCCCUCGUCUCGCCCAGGAGGCUCCACCUCUUUCCUCCUCUUCCUCGGGAUGGAUAGAUCAAAGCUCCGUGGGAUCUUCCACUGUUGUUCUGAGGAGAUCUGGCCUGGUGCCUCGGGACAAGACAAGAGCCUGGCGUCGUCACACAGUGGUGGUCUAACCGCUUCAUCUACUAAUGCAGUACAAAGCACUUCUUGCCCUUUACUCAUAAACACUUGGACCACCUGUGUCACUGCUUCUGAAGCCAAGUGUCUGUCACGUGACCCGAGGAUCUCCGCUGUAUCAAGACUCUUUCAUCUUAGCUUUUUAUUGGCACUGUAAUUGGAGAAUGUGCGGUUGUAGAGUUUCAUUCCCAAAUUAGAUAACUACCAUUUGACAAAUCUGAAACGUACUCCAAAAAGAACACACUGCCUGUCGCUAUUCACCUACUAUUGAAACUAUCCAGCUUAGACUCUUUUACUUACAAAAUAACUGUAGAUGUAACUAUACAUGUUCUUAUAUAUUGUGCAUUGAAUAUUAGGGUUGAGUAUCAGGAACUGAGCUCAUAUUUCUCAUG
Scomber japonicus (chub mackerel) is the source of this 5295-nucleotide messenger RNA. Its product is annotated as rho GTPase-activating protein 23-like. The transcript is spliced from 24 exons. NCBI's taxonomy places the organism in Eukaryota, Metazoa, Chordata, Actinopteri, Scombriformes, Scombridae. The record is from RefSeq and is a predicted model, not a curated record. Gene Ontology annotation, molecular function: protein binding. The coding region runs from base 49 to 4899 and encodes 1616 amino acids. Gene Ontology annotation, biological process: signal transduction.